AUGCCUUCGUCCAGCGAUCUAAUCCCCUUUGUUUUCGACCCGUUACCCUUAGGAUCCAUUAAGCCCGCAGGAUGGCUUCAUUCCGAACUGCAGACCAUGGCAGCUGGACUACCAGGGCACGAAUAUGACUUCUAUCGCUUCGUUAAAUACUCGCCUUGGCUUGGAGGAGACCAGGAGUACGCAUUGUUGAACGAAGGGUUCCCAUACUGGUUUAAUGGAAUUGUGCCUCUUGCAUACUCGCUUGACGAUGAGAGAUUAAAAAUCCAGAUACACGGAGCGGUGUCCUUUAUUACUGCCCAUCAAGCAGCAGACGGCUGGCUUGGUCCCGAAACCGGCACCAGACGGAAUUUUUGGGCCCGUUUUCCCGUUCUCCUUGGGAUGAUCGGCCUACUCCAAGCUGAUUAUGGAGCGUACAGCGGCAAAGUCCUGCCGUCCAUCCAAAAGUUUGUUGGUCUGAUGCACACCAUGCUUGAGAAUGAUUUUGAAGGCUACCUAUAUCACGAAGGCAGCGCACUGAGUGAAUUCGACCACACCUGGGCCAGGGUCCGCAUGGCUGACUGCAUGAUCUCGCUUCAAUGGCUGCUGGAGCAUGAGCCUGCGGUGCAGAAAGAGAGCAUUAUAAGAGUCAUGGAACUCUUAGUUCAAGGAUCGAUAGACUGGGCCACUUGGUUUCAAGAAGGAACAUUUGUAAAAUUGGAUCCCAAUGAUCUUCCGGAUGGCGGAAGAGAGCUUGAAAACCAAUAUUUACCAUACAUGCAUGGUGUGAACCUUGGACAAGGUCUAAAAUCCGGUGCCGUUGUCCGUCGGCUUACGCGGAAUGAGACCCUUCUGCAAACUACUCGCCGCGGUGUUCAAUGGACCUUUGAAUUUCACGGCGCUGCAUCUGGGACUAUCCUAGCCGACGAACGGAUCGCAGGGCUCGAACCUUACUAUGGCUCGGAGCUCUGCACCACAGUGGAAGCUCUGUACUCACUCGCCUAUCUCUACUCCGCAUUGGGUGAUCCUGAUUCCGCAUCUCGAGCGGAAUUGAUUGCGUACAAUGCACUUCCAGCUAUAACAACCCCCGAUCACUGGGCACAUCAAUACGUUUCCCAGCCAAAUCAACCCGACCAUGGCCACAUCCAUAAGAAUGCAGACCCAGCAAGAGGAAAUCCGUUCUGGAACGUGGGAGCAUACGGCCAAACAUUCGGCCUCGAGCUGAACUAUCCGUGCUGCACAGUCAACCAGGGCCAAGGUUGGCCGAAAUUUGUGGCUAACAGUUGGAUGAGAUAUGGUGAAGACGGCAUCGUUCAUGCCUUGCUUGGUCCAAGUCGCGUUCGAACAUCGCUCAGGAACGCCGAUGUAUCCAUCGAGUGCAAAACGGCAUACCCGUUUGAUCUCACUCUUCGCUACGAGAUCGAGUGCGCUGGUCCGUUCACGUUUUACUUCCGAGUCCCGGAGUGGGCACAACCCGGAUCCACGUUGGAGAUCUCAAGCAUCGAACGAUCCUCCGUAUCCAGUUCUGGAGGCUUGGGUCAGGCCAGGCGUCGAAGGAUUGCCCCAGGUUCUACGGAUAUCCCUGGCGGACUUCACGCCGUUCCCGUACUGUCAGCCGGCAAGCAUAUCGGGGCGGUCAAAUUGAUUGCAGCGCCGCGCACCGAACCGAGAAUGAACGACACCGUUGCUGUGUUCUACGGGCCACUGCUCUACUCCCUUCACAUCGACGUCGAAUCGACCUCUCACAACCCCGUAAAGUUCGAUGGUCGCACGCCGUUUGAUCCGUCUGAGAUCCCACCCGAAGCGAAAGAUUGGUCGAUGACACCAUCGUCACCGUGGGCGGUUGCUAUUGACCCGAGCACGCUCUCCGUCCAUAAUGCCGGUGUGCCGGAGGACGGUUCGCUACCGAACCCCGUCUGGGCACCAGGAGUGCCUCCAAUAAGCAUAACGGUGAAAGGGUGCGAGAUUGAGUGGCCAUUAUAUGGUGGGAAGACAGGGCACGUCCGUGAUGGACGAAUACCGGAUUUGCCGCCUUCGAAGGAAUUGAGAAAGUGCAUCGGACCCGUUCAAGAGUGGAAGCUAGUGCCGCACGGCAGCGCGAAGAUUCACAUGUCGGAUCUACCUGUAAUCGAUUUAUCAGAGUCUUGA
This is a messenger RNA of Eremomyces bilateralis CBS 781.70, 2124 nucleotides long. RefSeq lists its product as uncharacterized. The transcript has 3 exons. The record is from RefSeq and is a predicted model, not a curated record. Bases 1 to 2124 code for a protein of 707 amino acids. Lineage: Eukaryota; Fungi; Ascomycota; Dothideomycetes; Eremomycetales; Eremomycetaceae.